Molecule: messenger RNA, 1479 nt
Organism: Cavenderia fasciculata
Lineage: Eukaryota; Evosea; Eumycetozoa; Acytosteliales; Cavenderiaceae
Exons: 1
Coding region: 1-1479 (492 amino acids)
Molecular function (GO): protein binding
Source: RefSeq, a predicted model, not a curated record
AUGUUUAGAUUAUUAAUUAAACAUACAACCAAUAAUGUUUCAUUAUUGAAGACUCAACAUUUGGUUACUUUGGCAACAUCAAGAUUUACAAUCAAUCGAUAUUCAACCACUUCUUCAAAUCAACCUGAACAAGAAGAAGAAGUAGAAGAAGAUAAUGGAGAUUGGAUGAACAAGAUUACAUUGGAAAAGAAAGUAUCAUCUGUCAAUGAUAUAUUAAACAAGAACAAGACAAAUAUUAAACAAAUUCAAAGAGAAACGAUCGUUGAACACUCAACAAAUGAAUCUAAUCAAGAUGAAGGAUUAUUACAAGAGAUUGAAAAAGCAAGAGUAGAGAUUGACAAUGAUGUACCUAUCGAUAGAAGUAAUCUUACUAUUGCUACUCUGGUAAGAGUAUGUGGUCGAUUAAAGAAUGAUAGAGAUAUUGUCAACCAUCUCAUUCGAAGAUUACUACAAUUCAAACAAACCAUUCAAUUGGAUCACUUUCACCAACUCAUGGUAGAGUAUACUCAAAAAGGAUCACAAGAAUUGAUCAUUGACAAUCUCUACAAGAUGCUCAACAACAGAGACAUUGUCGAAAAGAUCAACAACAAACAACAUAGUCAUCCCCAACAACAAAACACCACAAUACAACCAACAGUAGAAACAUUCAACUUGAUGCUAAAAUGUUAUGCUUCAAAUGGUUCAAUCGAUCGUUGCAUAUCAUUGAUUGAAAAGGAUAUGAUGAAAGAAAAAUUGGUGCAACCCAAUCAAGAAUCAUACGCACUUGUUGUACAAGGUCUAGCAGAUGCAAAUAGACCAGAUCAAGCAUACUCUUUUCUUUUAAAAUACAUUGCUUCACAUCAAAUCAAUGGUAUCGAUCAGAUGACUGAUUGUUUCAACUCGAUUAUUGCAUGUCACUCGAGAAUGGGACAAUCAGACAAGAUUGAAACACUCGUCAAAGCAAUGAAGCAGAAUCAAUGUCAGUUAAAUUGUUUGACAAGACAAUACCAAAUAGAAUCACUAUUAAAACAGUAUAACAACAAGGAAGCAGUUGAUCAAGCACUAAAGAUCAUCAAAGAAAUGGAUGCUGACAAUACACCUACAACAACAUUGACGUUUUACAAAAUGUACGAAUCACUAGCACGACUCUCUCGAUCCGACGAAUUGAUGCAAUUGUUUGGUAUGAUGACAAGAAACCAAAAGCCAAUCGUUGAAUCAUUACCAUCGAUCGAGGACGACUUUUACAAUGAAAAUGUGUCAUUGGAGGCAUCGACCUCUUGGAAACCAAACAUUCACACAUUCAACUCGAUCAUUGAAUCUCUGUGUCGUUGUGGACAAUUGGAUCAAGCGUUUGGUAUUCUCGACCAAAUGACUCAACACAAUGUUCAACCAACCGGUGAAACAUUUAGUAGUCUAGAAGCCCUUUCAUUUAAAUUAAACCAAAUGGAUAAAUAUAAUAGAUAUUGUAAUAUGGAAUUUCAUAUUAUUAAAAAGAAUUAA